AAUACUGAUCAAUUGCACAAGCGGCAGUAAAUUUUGAGAUUUUCGACGCGUGAACGCACACCAGAAAAAUAAAACAUGGAUUUAUAUGAAACUCAUGACGAUGGGCCAGGUUUUGUCGGAAUUAAGUUUUGUAAAGAAUGUAACAAUAUGCUGUACCCAAAGGAAGACAAAGAAAACAGAAUAUUGCUGUAUGCUUGUAGAAAUUGUGACUAUCAAGAAGAAGCUACCAAUCCAUGUAUAUAUGUCAACAAAAUUACCCAUGAAGUUGAUGAGUUGACUCAGAUUAUAGGAGAUGUGAUAGCAGACCCCACCUUGCCUCGGACAGAAGACCACCCUUGUCCAAAAUGUGCCCACAAAGAGUCCGUCUUCUUUCAGUCCCACAGUACCAAAGCAGAGGAAGGUAUGCGACUUUACUAUGUAUGUACCAAUCCUCAAUGUGUUCAUCGAUGGACAGAAUAGAUUGCAACUCUAUGACUAAAUAAUUCAUAUACUCAAGGAAAAAAAUAUUCAUCUAUUCAAGAAAAGAACAGAACCAGUCUUCUCCUGCUUUUCUUGCAAUUCAGAAGUGUAAUAUACAUUCUUGUCCAUACCUGUUGUUGACUUAACAUUAAACUGCAACUUAUUUUCCAGUGAAUACAGCUCACAUUAAGAUGCAGAUUUGUAGAAAUUUUGCAGAAAGCAAGAUUUGUCUUUGCUAAUAAAUGUAACUCUACAAAUGUUGUCAUUCAUCAAUGAUUUAAAGUUUACACCUUUAUUAGUGGAGAAUAGUCAUUGAAUAAUUUUUUCAUACUUUGUAUUCCAAAUCCUGUCAAUGUCAUGUAGACAAAUAGAAAUGUUUGCAUUUGUAAAUAUUUUAAAUUGCUGUAGAAUUCAUGAUAAUUAAAGUGAUGGAAUCAUUGAAAUAA
Molecule: messenger RNA, 905 nt
Organism: Saccostrea echinata
Lineage: Eukaryota; Metazoa; Mollusca; Bivalvia; Ostreida; Ostreidae
Product: DNA-directed RNA polymerase II subunit RPB9-like
Exons: 5
Coding region: 76-459 (127 amino acids)
Biological process (GO): maintenance of transcriptional fidelity during transcription elongation by RNA polymerase II; DNA-templated transcription; transcription-coupled nucleotide-excision repair
Cellular component (GO): RNA polymerase II, core complex
Molecular function (GO): zinc ion binding; DNA-directed RNA polymerase activity; nucleic acid binding
Source: RefSeq, a predicted model, not a curated record